This is a messenger RNA of Lactuca virosa, 216 nucleotides long. Lineage: Eukaryota; Viridiplantae; Streptophyta; Magnoliopsida; Asterales; Asteraceae. The record is from the annotation of a GenBank genome assembly.
AUGGAGGAUUUUGUCUUCAAUUUAGCAAAAAAGGAAUCUAGAGGCAAUGAAGUGAAUGUUAAAAGGAUUAAGGAAUACAGACAGAAGGUGGAAACAAAUCUUUCCAACAUCUGUGGUGAUAUCAUGACUGUGAUUGAUGAGCAUCUCAUUCCAUCUUCAUCUGCUAGAGAAUCCACUAUUUUCUACUACAAAGUGGAAGAAAGGAGACUACUAUAG